Messenger RNA from Eptesicus fuscus (big brown bat), 309 nucleotides. RefSeq names its product alpha-ketoglutarate dehydrogenase component 4. The coding region runs from base 1 to 309 and encodes 102 amino acids. The transcript has a single exon. The record is from RefSeq and is a predicted model, not a curated record. Gene Ontology annotation, biological process: 2-oxoglutarate metabolic process. Lineage: Eukaryota; Metazoa; Chordata; Mammalia; Chiroptera; Vespertilionidae.
AUGAUGGGCAGCAAGAUGGCAUUUGCUAGCAGGGUUGUGCAGGUAGUCAAGCCACAUACUCCAUUAAUAAGGUUCCCUAACAGAAGAGACAAUCCUAAACCUAAUGUAUCAGAAGUUUUGAGAUCAGUAGGACUACCAUCUCACUCUUCUUCAAUUUCUCAGCAUUCUAAGGGAAGUAAAUCGUCAGAUUGGCUGAUGUAUCAGGGUCCACCAGACACUGCAGAAAUAAUAAAAACAUUACCUCAGAAAUAUAGAAGGAAACUUGUGUUUCAAGAAGUUGAAUAUAUCCAAUGUGAAGGUCCUGAAUAA